UAAAAUAUUAGACUGAUAGACUCGUCUUGUCAGAAUGCUCUAUAAUAUAUUAGUCAUUUUGUAUACUGUUUUUAUAAGACCUUAAAAGUUAAAACUGUUUAGUGUAUGAAUAAAGUAAUUUAACGUACAUAAUAUUACAGUAAAUGAUAGGAAACUAACUCUUAAUCGACGAAUUACAAUAAAUACGAAAUGGAGCUACAAGACACGUAUUAUAAUAAAUCAGAAUACGUUGAAACUGCUUCAGGAAACAAAGUAAGCAGGCAAACAGUUCUGUGUGGAUCUCAAAACAUAGUAUUACAUGGCAAAGUGAUAGUUCAAAGUGAUGCAAUAAUCAGAGGAGACCUAGCUAAUGUUAAGACUGGUAGAUUCUGCAUUAUCAGCAAGGGAUCAGUUAUACGACCACCUUUCAAAAAGUUUAGUAAAGGAGUUGCCUUCUUCCCUCUACAAAUGGGUGAUCAUGUCUUUGUAGGUGAGAACACAGUUGUUAAUGCAGCAGUCGUAGGCUCCUAUGUUUAUAUUGGAAAAAAUGUUGUCAUAGGUAGAAGAUGUGUACUAAAAGACUGUUGCAUGAUUGAAGAUAAUUCAGUGUUACCAGCUGAAACAGUAGUGCCUUCAUUCGCUAGAUACUCAGGAAACCCGGCAAGACUCAUUACAACGUUACCUGAAGCAAUGCCUGAUUUAAUGACAGAGUUUACUAAAAGCUAUUAUCAACAUUUUUUACCUACCACUGCUAAUUAAUUUGAUGCAAAAAUUGCUGUAAUUAUCUCUGCUUAAAAAAGUCAUAUAGGAUAAAACAAGUGGUAA
Messenger RNA from Melitaea cinxia (Glanville fritillary), 804 nucleotides. It is a transcript of the gene DCTN5-p25, whose product is annotated as dynactin subunit 5. Lineage: Eukaryota; Metazoa; Arthropoda; Insecta; Lepidoptera; Nymphalidae. The record is from RefSeq and is a predicted model, not a curated record. The transcript has 4 exons. The coding region runs from base 190 to 738 and encodes 182 amino acids.